Linum tenue is the source of this 1461-nucleotide messenger RNA. The record is from the annotation of a GenBank genome assembly. Lineage: Eukaryota; Viridiplantae; Streptophyta; Magnoliopsida; Malpighiales; Linaceae.
CCCAAAGUGAAAAAGAAUAUUAUGUAAAAAGAAACAAAGCAAAGCUCUCUCUCUCUCUCUCUCUCUCUCUCAAUAUCUCACUCUCAAAGAGUACACUACACCAAAGCUGAUGAGCUGCAACGUAACGUAACUCCACUGUCUCCAAAAUCUCUGCUCCAUUUCUCGAGGCUUAUAUUCAUUUCCAUUCUCAUUCCAUGUCGUGUAUAUAUAAAUAAACCCCACCCCAAACUCCCUACCCACUUAUCCCUCUAGCUAGCUAGCUUCAUUACUCCUACAUCAUUCCCACCUUCGUUAACUUCCGAUUCAUCUCAGCUCGACUCAAGAUGAGUAGACCAGGGGACUGGAACUGCAGGGCGUGCCAGCACCUCAACUUCCAGCGUCGGGACUCCUGCCAGCGAUGCGGCGAGCCCAGGCCCGGAUCCGGCGGCGGCGGCGGAGUGGUCGACCCGUUUGGCGGCUUUGGAGGGGGUAGGCCCAUGGGAGGUGGGCCCGCUUCGUUCGGGUUCGCUGGGCCGGAUGUCAGGCCCGGGGACUGGUACUGCACCGUCGGCAACUGCGGAGCCCACAACUUCGCCAGCCGCUCCAGCUGCUUCAAGUGCGCUGCUUCCAAGGACGAAUCCUCCGCCGGCGGCGGCUUCGACGGCGACAUGUCUCGCAUGAGAGGCUACGGCUUCGCAGCAGCCGGCGGCGGCGGUGGAAGCAGCCGCUCCGGGUGGAAAUCUGGUGACUGGAUUUGCGCUAGGGUUGGGUGCAACGAACACAACUUUGCGAGUAGGACGGAGUGCUACCGAUGCAAUGCGCCAAGGGAAGCCUCCAUUGCCGGCGCCGGCAACAAGUCUCCUUAUUAAGCCGUUACCAAUAAAAAAAAAAAACUUCCCCAUGCAUUUUUGGGCUCACCGUUGGAAGCAUCAGAAGAGAGAAGAAGGGUUGCUGCUAGCAAGCUAGUUUAGAUCGUAUAAGAAGGGCAAAAUGAUGGGUCCUGGUCACUACUCCUAUUCUGGGUCUCUGCUAAUUUUGGUCCCUUCUCUUUAAUUUUUUUCUUUCUUUUUGGUUUCUUGGAUUUCUACCAACUUUGUUUCAAUGGAGCGAAAGGAGUAAGCUUUAUUAAUUAGAAGGAUUAAAUUAUGGUUGCAUGGUGGAAGGCUAGCUAUAAGGAGGCAGGAUGAUGAUAAUGAUGGUUUCAGCAUUUUGUGAGCUUCGAGAUUUUCUCUGCUGUUGGUUGAUUAUUAUUAUUAAUAUGGACAUGUAGCAGCAAGCACUCUAUGAUGUUGGUUUCGGUGUCCUUUUUGGGUUCUUGAUCAGUUUAGGGUUUUCGUUGUUACAAUCUCCCGUUAUGUGUACGUGUUGCUCCUCCACUUCUUUCUUAAUUUACCUUAAUGAAAAGGAAAUAUCUCCACCUCUUGUUUCCUCGUACGAACACUCUCGUGUCAACAAUGAUUUAAAAGAAAUUUGAUUCUCAUG